Monascus purpureus is the source of this 2459-nucleotide messenger RNA. Lineage: Eukaryota; Fungi; Ascomycota; Eurotiomycetes; Eurotiales; Aspergillaceae. The record is from the annotation of a GenBank genome assembly.
UGGACCUGCUCGAGCUUCCAUCGCAUGCUGCCACCACGCGACAAGUCCCCUCUGGUCCCCAUUACGUACAGAGACAAGGGUCCCUCGACAGCCUAGUUAAUUACGCCGCUUUCCUGCACGAGGCCCGGAGCAUACUAAUCUUCCGAAUGCUGGUGCAGAUGACAAUCGGGAACCCGGCUCUAUCUUGGGCGUCGAGUGUAACGGUUCGCCCUCCAUUAUUAGUACUAAUACCCGAUGCGCCUGGAGAAGCCGGUAUGGGUUUGUUCGGCCUGACAUAUAACGACACUGCUCUUCUUUCUUUGCCGUGGGCAUUCGAAGCGUCCAAAUCAUUGCUCUUGACUACCUGCGUUACCUCUGUCGCAACUGCAAUGAAUCUAACCAGCUGAUUGUGGUCCCCUCAACAGCCCCUCUCUCAAAAUGGCCAGGUUCCGUACCAGGUUGUACAAAACGGAUCGAGCCCGCGAUUUCGAUCAUGAACAGGAUCGCUAUGUUCGCAUGAGACAGAUAUAUGAGACGAUUGACCGACAGUCUUACCAGUGGGUUGUGGUCUUGGUCGCAGGAGUUGGCUUCUUCCUCGAUGGUUAUACUCUAUUCGCCAGCAAUAUAGCCCUUCCCAUGAUCAGCUAUGUCUACUGGAGGGAUGACACGUCUUCUCUCCGAUUCACAUGUAUCAACAUGGCUACCCUAGCUGGCACCGUGCUCGGGAUGGCCCUGUUUGGCUUCCUCGCCGACAAAAAUGGUCGGAAGAAGAUGUACGGUGUUGAACUGGUCCUCCUUAUCACAGCCACCCUGGGAGUUGUCAUGGCGUCGACCGGUGCCAACGGCAGUAUGGACAUAUUCGCUUGGCUGAUCUGGUGGAGGAUUGUCGUGGGAAUCGGAGUUGGAGCCGAUUAUCCUCUGAGUGCUGUCAUUACUUCUGAGUAUUCAACCCCUGUGAGAGUUCCUUACGUCGAGCUAAUGUUGACAUCUCGCAGAUUCGCACCAAAUUCGCAGCGUGCUCGGAUGAUGGCCACAGUCUUCUUCAUGCAACCUCUUGGUCAGAUCGCCGGAAAUGUUGUCUCUCUGAUCGUUGUUGCUACCAGCAGGACCAAUAGUUACGCAGAUACCGCAGACGUCGUUCGUAUCGUGGACAGGAUGUGGCGAUGGGUCAUUGGCAUCGGCGUCGUCCCGGGUGUUAUCGCAACGCUCUUCCGUUUCGCCAUUCCCGAGAGUCCCCGUUAUUUGCUUGACAUCGAAGAUGAUCCUGUUAAAGCCGAGUUCGAUGCGACAACGCUUUUCAGUGACAUGGCUUCUAUAAGAACAACUGCCGAAACGGCCAGUGCAAACAGUAUCCCCUUACCUGCCCUAUCUCUAUCGAGACCAUCUACCGAUAAUCCUUCAUCUCCCUCUCUCUCCGAAUACCCUUUACAACCGGCUACCCUCAACUCCCAUUGGCGUCUGGCACGGUCAGACAUCAUCCACUAUUUCUGGACUGAAGGAAACUGGCGCUGCCUCGCAGGGACUGCAGCGGCAUGGCUCCUUCUUGAUUUUAGCUUCUACGGCAUAGGGCUCUCGAGUCCGCAGUCUCUCGCAAGAACAUGGGGGUCGUUGAAUCUCCAUGGGCCAGCCCCUGUAUGGAAGACAGAUGACAAAUCUGGGGCAAACAUAUUUGACAUGUUCAUGAACACAUCUGUUCAUGCCUUGGUGAUCUUGAAUAUCGGCAGUUUUACAGGCAGCCUUUUGUUCAUAUUCUUCUCUCCCAAGUUGAGUGGGCCUAUUGUACAGAAAUUCGGGUUUCUCGCCCUUGCUGCUCUAUUCAUUGCCAUGGGUGUUGUGUUUGUCACUGUGCACUUGAAUGGGCCGGGUGCAGUUAUCUUAUAUGUUGUUGGCCAAUUCCUUUUCAAUUUUGGGCCUAACGUGACAACCUACACGAUCCCAGCUGAAGUCUUCCCUACUCGUUACCGUGCCACGUGCCACGGUAUCAGCGCUGCCGCUGGGAAAAUUGGCUCCAUUGCUGUUCAACUCUUCUCCCAUUACUACGGUUUCGGUAGCUCCGAGAGCCCCCGCUACGGUUGGGUAAUGAUUAUUUUUGGAGCCUGUAUGAUUGUGGGUGCUGUUGUGACGCAUUUUUGGGUCCCCUCUACAAAGCGGGGAAGAUUCUGGGGCGGAGAACCCGAGACACUCGAGGUGCUGGCGUUGGGUAGGCAGGGAAUGAGGAGUCGGUAUGCGCAUUCUGCAAGGAGGUCAUCGCUGGCGUUGCCGGAUUUCUGUUCUUCCAAAUGACAAAGGGAUAGCCUGGUUUGAUUUGUUUUGUUGGCAUUUUUGUGCGUAUAUAUGGAUGUGUUUUAUCCUACCCCUCUUUACAUAUUUCCUAUGUAUAUAUUACUUUUUCUUUUUGGCAUUGGUUAGGGCCGGGUACCCUAUUCCAUGUUAUUUCUACAUAGUACAUAUUAGACAAAUGAUCACUGUCCAUACUUCCA